AGAGAGAGAGAGCGAGAGAGAGAGAGAGAGACGUUUUCAAAGUUUCGCAAAAGUGUUUUUUUUCUUCUAAAUGGUGACGCAUAUAACUUCAGCGAAUUAGUUAGGAUUGUUUUUUCGAACAGAGAAAAAACCUUGCCACGGAUUUUGUGAUCAUGCUGUCUAUGUUUUUGUACGUCUGUUUGGGGGCAUUUUCAGGAGUUCGGGGGUAUUUUUCAGAGGAGAAGCAACCUCAAGAAUCUACCAUACAGAAACCGACGGUGGUGCUAGCCAUCAUUGCACGGAACGCGGCUCAUUCCCUGCCGUAUUAUCUGGGAGCGAUAGAGAGACUCGACUACCCAAAAGACCGAAUAUCCGUGUGGGCGGCGACAGAUCACAACAUUGACAACACCACGGCAGUCUUGAGGGAAUGGCUGACAGUCAUGCAGAUAUACUAUCACAACGUGGAGUGGAGACCCAUGGACCAGCCCACGUCCUACCCGGGAGAGAUGGGGCCCAAGCACUGGACCAACGGCAGAUACGAGUACCUCAUGAAACUCAAACAGGCAGCACUCAAUUACGCCAAGAGACAGUGGGCUGAUUACAUCAUGUAUGUUGACACAGACAACAUCCUGAUGAACCCACAGACCCUGAGUCUGAUGAUUGCUGAGAACAAGUCUGUGGUGGCGCCCAUGCUGGACUCUCAGACCGCCUACUCCAACUACUGGUGUGGCAUCACCCCCCAGGGUUAUUACCGUCGCACGGCAGAGUACUUCCCUACCAAACACCGGCAUCGCCGUGGCUGCUAUCCCGUUCCCAUGGUGCACUCCACCUUCCUGCUGGACUUGCGCAAGGAAGGGGUUAAGAAGCUGGCCUUCCACCCUCCCCACCCUGACUACUCCUGGCCCUUCGAUGACAUCAUCGCCUUCGCCUUCUCCUGCCGCGUCUCAGGUGUGCAGAUGUACCUGUGUAACAAGCAGCGCUACGGCUACCUGAAUGUGCCGGCAAAGCCACACCAAACCAACGAGGACGAUCGGGGCAACUUCGUGCACCUGCAGCUGGAGGCCAUGAUUGAUGGACCACCCAUGUACCCCUCCAAGCAUGUUUUCCUGCCUCCCCGUCACCCAGACAAGAUGGGAUUGGAUGAGGUGUACCUGAUUAACCUGCGCAGGCGACCGGACCGCAGGGACAGAAUGGUGAGGACACUCUAUGAGCAGGACAUUGACGUUAAAGUGAUGGACGCAGUGGACGGAGGAGCUCUGAAUAGCAGUGAUAUUAAGCAGCUGGGGGUGGACCUGCUGCCUGGGUACUAUGACCCCUUCUCAGGCCGGACCCUCACUAAGGGGGAGGUGGGCUGCUUCCUCAGCCACUACAACAUCUGGAAGGAGAUGGUGGACCUGCAGCUGGAACGGGCCGUGGUGUUUGAGGACGACGUCCGUUUCCAAGGCAACUUCAAGAAGAGGCUUUUGAGGCUGAUGGAGGAGAUUGACCUGGUGGAGCUAGACUGGGACCUCAUAUACCUGGGUCGGAAGCAGGUGAACCCCACUCAGGAACAGCCAGUGGAAAACGUACGGAACCUGGUGGAGGCGGGCUACUCCUACUGGACCCUGUCCUACGUGAUCUCACUGCAGGGCGCAACGAAACUCCUCAACGCAGAGCCGCUCUCCAAGAUGGUACCCAUCGAUGAGUUCCUGCCCCUCAUGUACGACAAACACCCCAAUGAGAAGUACAAGCAGCAUUUCCCGAACCGGAACCUGCAGGUGUUCUCGACACACCCCCUGCUGGUGUUCCCCUGUCACUACGCCGGGGACCCGGAGUGGGUGAGCGACACUGAGACCUCCACGCUGUGGGACGAUGACUCUGUGCGGACAGACUGGCGUGGCUCUCAAAAGACCCUCAAGGGCUCCAGCAGCAGUGCAGGACUGCAGAGCCCCAUCUCACGAGACGAGCUCUAGCAGCGGAGACCAGCAGUUGAGGUAUCUUGCAUGAAGCGGCUGGAUGUGUCCCAGGAGAUUCCAGAGACUGCUGCCUGGUCAGGACACCCCCUCCCUGCAUCUCAGCCCCCUGCCGAGACAGCCCCGGGGCUCCCCCAGCCAGGCAGGACCGAACAGGGCUGCUCCGGUAGCGCAAGAGACUGAACGAUUACAAAUGAGUUUUUAGAAUUCCAAUUUUAUUUAAUUAGGAUACCAGCCCAUCACUUUACCACUGCGACCGCAUGUCCUCUGCGUCAGGAGUGUGAAAGUGCACCUGUGGUAUUGUCUCUUCAUACGAUUAUUUGUUGUAUCAACACUUCUGUGUAUUUAAACCUUAUUUUGCCUGGUUAA
Acipenser ruthenus (sterlet) is the source of this 2300-nucleotide messenger RNA. Its product is annotated as probable inactive glycosyltransferase 25 family member 3. The record is from RefSeq and is a predicted model, not a curated record. The coding region runs from base 153 to 1931 and encodes 592 amino acids. The transcript is spliced from 13 exons. Lineage: Eukaryota; Metazoa; Chordata; Actinopteri; Acipenseriformes; Acipenseridae.